Pectinophora gossypiella (pink bollworm) is the source of this 7195-nucleotide messenger RNA. RefSeq lists its product as uncharacterized. The transcript is spliced from 10 exons. Bases 294 to 5882 code for a protein of 1862 amino acids. The record is from RefSeq and is a predicted model, not a curated record. Gene Ontology annotation, molecular function: neurexin family protein binding. Gene Ontology annotation, cellular component: exocytic vesicle; plasma membrane. Gene Ontology annotation, biological process: exocytosis. Lineage: Eukaryota; Metazoa; Arthropoda; Insecta; Lepidoptera; Gelechiidae.
AUACCCGCCGGUCUACGAACAGGUAGUUUCUUACCGGUUACUACAAACGAUCGAACGAAACGCUCACCUAAACGAACUAUUUAUUUAAAAAGCUCACAAACUUAUUUAGUUACUUAAGUGAUUAUACAAAUGUGUGCGCGAACGAGUUAUGCGUCGUAUUAUUAAGCCCGUCAUAAGUGCAUAGCGGUAUCAAGAAAACCAGAUUUUAGUUCUCCAUGUAUUGAAAGUCGUAUUCUGUUUGUUUGCCAAGAGAGUGGUGAAGUUGGGGUCGAAUUUUAUUGAAAAAGCCUUCUAUGUCUCACCGGAAUAACUCUAAAGUCAAAGACCUCACAAAUGCUUCCACGAUGCAGCCAGCACGCGAAUCCAGCCGCCAGAAGCGGUGCAACAAACGCCGUCACUCCAGGAAGAAAUCCCUCUCUCCCUCAGACCUGAAGAGCCGCGACAAAACUGACUGCAAGCUUUAUAAAAGAUCACUCUCCGAAGGAUCAGUCAAGGUCAAACACAGGAAGAGCAAUAUCAAAAGAACUUUGACACAUCCCUUCACUUGCUCAGAUGAGCUGCAAGAUGUAACGGCGAUUGGAAGUUUAAAUGACUUCAGUAUGAAAGUCAAUCCAGCUCCUGAAAGUGAUGAGAGCAACCUUCCUCCGACCAGUAGUGAUAGGGAUACAGAGGACGAUGUGAGAGUACCUAUCCCGCAGUUGAGACAGGUUCGACCGAGGUGGGACUCUGGAAGCGAGAUGGACUCGCUGGUCUCGACCGUGGUGAAGCGAGCCUCGGCUAAGCGAAGACGGACGCCCGCAAACACAGAGUGGGGCGCCAGCAGUGAACCGGGCGAGGCCAGCGAACCGGAGGCCGGUCGCAUGCGUCCCGAGGACUACCGCCUGGUGUUCCUCAGCUCGGACUCGUCGUGCCCGGACACGGAGGACUCGUCGUCGACAUCGACGGCGCCGCCCGCGCCCGACGACUGCGACUGGGAUUACUUCGAGCCGGGGGUACCGCCGCGGGCACCACCGCAACGCUGCUGUUGUGGUGCAGAACCUCGCCUAAUAGCCGUCCCAGUACCAGUUCCCGUCCCAGUCCCGGCUGCGCUCUGGCCGGCGCUGCUGGCCUUCCCGAGUGCGCCGCCGCCGCCGCACUGGAGCACGUACCCUGGCUUGCCGCGGCUGCAGGCGGCCGCACUGGCGCGUUUCACCACCGCCGCCGCCGCCGCCGUAAACGAUAUGACCGUUGAUACGGCGAUACAGUCCGACGCGCAGAUACCAUCCGAUAACGAUAAGCCCGAUACAUCGCUAUCGGAUAUCGAGCCGCCGCCAGUCGAACAUGACGCGUCGGACGGAAUCAAGGUGAUCGCGGAGGAGCUAUUAGUGUCGGAAGAGGCGAUGCCGGGGCAUCUGGAAGCGGAGAAGGCGUUCCCUUCAUCGGACGAGUCUGGAGACUCGAGUGACUCGGAAGCGGGGGCGGAGAGGAGCUAUGACGUCACGCUUGGAGCACCAGAGGAGCCGGCGACGUCUGACGAGGAUUCUGAAGACUCGGGCGGCGGCGGCGGACGGUUCUCGCGCGUGUUCGUCGUCAACCCGGCCGACUCGUCGUCUGAGGGUGAGGACGCCGAUAGCAGCGGCAUCGACUGCGACGACUCCUACGACAAAAAGUCCGAUAGCUUAGAGAUUAUUGCUGUGGCACCCGCCGAGCGGCAUGACGACGUCGGUGCCGAGAACGACAAUAGCAGCGCCUCACAAAAUGACUCUAAUAAUUCCGAUAUUGUGCUCCUAGAUUCGAUAAGUUUCUCCGAAGACCAUCCAGUGAUUCCUUACGGAAGUGCUAACGAAGUUUCAUCGCCGAACGCAGACGGAGCGACUGAAAGGUCACAGUUUUUCAAGUUUUGCGACGAAAAUAUGCUACAGAGCGAAAUUUGCGAAACGUUUAAUAGCUUCAGCGCGUCAAGCGGCGCGAGCACUAGUCAUUUAGAUAACGACGACCAUAAUGACCGCAAUCAAACCCAAAGCGUGGCCGAAAACAUCGAGUGCGAUUCAUUAGAUAAUACUUUCAUCACGGAAAGCGAUAUGAAAGUAAAAGUCGCGGUAGAAAUGCCUAAUGAGAAAUAUGAGCGAGAAGUAGUAAUUUCUGACGAAACACCGAGGGAGUCGUUAGCGAAAUUAUCACCUUCGCCGGAGCCCGGGCAGGGCGGGCCGUCGUCGUCGGUACCGGCGGAAAAAAUAGACCUGUUCAAAGGUAUCGAACGAACACUCAGCGAAUUAUUGAAGAAAGAAUCGCUAGAGGAGCGAGAGGAGGAGAAAACAAACGGUGCCUCCGCGGGCGAGCGGGGCGCGGGCGCAGACGCGGCGGGCGCGGCGGCCGCAGUGUGCGGCGCGGCGCUCGGCCGCGCGGACGUCCCGGCGCGCUACACCAGCCGCGUCAUGAUCACGCACGACCGCGUGUCCGUGCUCACCUCCGACACCACGCGCCUCAUGCGCGACCCCGCCGUCACCGUGCACCACACCAACUCGCAGGACGAGGACGAGCCGGACGAGCGCCCGUCCGACGCGGACGCGGCCGCGUCCGGCGCCGUCACCGUCGUCAGCAACGCCGACACGCUGUCGGCCGUCGUGUGCCUCGAGGAGGGGCUCGCCGACGACGACUCGUGGGUCGAGGACGUCAGCCACGACGACGACGACAGCUCGCCCUCCGACUCCGACUCGGGCGACGAGGCGUGUCUGCCGACGAGGGGCGAAGAAUUCGCCUACUGCCGCCGCUCGCUCGACUUCACUCUGCACACGAUAGUCGAAGAAAGUUGCGAGGAGAGCGAAACUGAACAUACGACGAAAAAACAGCGACCGAUAUCGGCGACCGAGUUGGAGAAAUAUUUCUUUUUCGGAUUAGGUGACGGGAGGAAUGUGCGCGAUGAUGAGGACCUGGCGUCGGAGACCUCUAGUGUGUGUAGUGAGGGUGGUGAGUCGAUCGUGGACAAUGAACAGCCGAAACGUAGUGGUGAUAGUGAUGAGCUUGUGUCGUCCCGGUUGGAAAAGUAUUUCUUGUCUGGAUUUAUGGGAUUCAACCAGGAGAGGCGUGAUUCUGACGGAUCGGGAAGUGUCGGAAGUGAUAGUGAGGGCAGGCAGAGUCCGGAACAGAGGCGGAAACGGCUAGUGCGGGCCCGGGGCACGCCGCGGUCGCAUUCGUCGUCGUUAGAUAACUUACUGACGGGCGAGGAGCAGUCGCAAGAUACACAGGAAGUAUCGGACGGGUCGAGCACGGAGACGGAGGAGCGCCAUGACUCCUCGGAGAGGCUCGACGUGCAGGGCGAGUCAAAGAGGAAGAAACAGAGUAAGAAAACGCGGGGUUCUCCGGCGGACGAACGCCGACAGUCGAUGGAAUUUACCGAGGAGACGCGAGACGAUACAAGGUCAGUGUCCGAGGGGGAGGAGGGUAGGACAUCCCCACGACCGGAGUUCCCACCGCUAGGAUCUGAACUGUCCGAAUCUAAAAAACAAACCAGUAGAGAUAGUGGAUUUGUUGGCAGCUGUGAUGACUUAUUAAGAAACAACGAUUCCAGUUCAGAGUUUGCCAGAAAUCACGAGCCUAAGACAGAGUUAGAAGAAAUAACAGAAGAGAUUAGACCGGACGUGGAGGAGCGAGUAGAAGGCCCUCCCUCGUCCCGCCCGCCUCCUAGCCCACUGAGCCGGAAAGAUAGCUUUAAUAAUUGGUCGUCAGACGAAGAAACAAAUCUCAUGAUGACGAAAAUGCGACAGUUCUUUAAACAGAUGAUUAACUCCGCGAAUGUUAGAACAUCGACGCCUGCAUCGGCGUCGCCUAACUCCGAGAGCUCGCGACCACCGAAACCACCGCAGCUGUUGUAUUUCGAGAGCGAAUUGACGAGAUUAAUGAAAACCGUACCUGGAAUACGCGACGAGGAAGUUCGCGAGAUCGUAGAGUACCUCUCAAGCGAGGACACAUGGAGCGACUCGUACGACUCAUCAGAUUACGCCGGCUCAGACUUAGAAGGCACCACUAACAGGUCGGCGUUACGGAAGCAAAUAUCGGAAAGCUGUAGAGAGAUUAUUGACGAGUUUGAUAAAGGGAAUAGUGAGGCUGGUUCUUUAGAGCGCGACGCGGCGGGGGCUUACCAGAGACUAGCGGCUACCCUCGGCCGCGCCGGAGAAGGUUCACCUCCGUUAUUCGGAAAAGUGAUGCGGCAUAUAGGAGGUCGUCUAGUGGCACUUAUGCAUGAGGUAUCAGGCGGCGCGUCGACGACAACAGACGAUGACAGCGCGUCGGAACCGGGCGCAUUGGCACGGAGUAAAUCCCACGACAUUCUAGAAGCCACCGCAAGCCGCGGCAGUGUCGCUAGUGACUGUGAGCGGUUUUCUUGGCGAGGGAGCUUUGAGUCCGCGUUACUAGCAGCAGACUCAAGAGGCACGCUAGGCGGUGAGGCGAGGCGGUCGCCGGCGGGCGCGGAGCUCGCCUCACAGCGAUCACAUUCAAGGAGCUGUGGAGCUAUCAGUGGUAGUGAAGACAGGCUGUGGAGGGGACGACGACGCGCCUCCGCGCCUGAUGCUGAGUCAGAAGAGGAGCAGCGCGCAGGCUCGCUGCCCCGCCUGCCGUCGCUGGCGGGCGCGGCGUGCACGCCCCCGGGCCCCGUGAAGUCUGCCCGCUACCGCGCGCCCGGCUUCCGCGGCGCCACGCGCGCGGCCUCCGCCCCCGGCCUGCACGCGCCGCCCGCCGCGCGCCGCCGCCGCCCGCCCGCGGCGCCCGCGCAGCCCGCCGCGCCCGCCUCCGCGCCCAGCCUGCAGGAUGAAGUCUUCUCAGACACGACGCUCUCUCCUGCGCAUGCGACGCUGCCGCGGCGAUCCAACUCGCCGCUGCCUCACGAGCGGGACUUCGAUCGAGAUCGCUUCCCAAUCAACAGAAGUGGAUUGCAGGCCCGUUCAGAGUCUAUGGCGUCAGUCUAUUCGGGUGCCGGUGAGGGGACGCGGGGUAACGUGACCGUUCGGGGGGAUGUCCAAUUCUCCCUCCUCUACAACUACAGGCUAGGGGCCCUGGAAGUCGGAGUCAAGAGGUGUCGAGACCUAGCGCCUGUGGAUGUCAAACGCAACCGCUCCGAUCCUUAUGUUAAGGUUUACCUCCUCCCAGACAAAUCGAAGACGGGCAAGCGCAAGACUAAAGUAAAGAAGAACACAUUGAACCCAGUCUUUGAGGAAACCCUCAGCUUCGCGCAGCCGCUGACCUCGCUGUCUUCGCGGACACUGUGGCUCAGCGUGUGGCACGCAGACAUGUUCGGCAGGAACGACUUCCUCGGGGAAGUCACGCUGCCACUCGCCGACGUCGUCUUUGACGACCCCGCGCCGCAGUGGCAUAAGCUGCACGAACGGACUGAACAAUUUGAAUCCGAGUGCGGCUCCCGCGGCGACCUGAUCAUCGGGCUGAAGUUCUCCGUGGAGGGCGGCGCGGGGGCGGCGCGCCGCGGCACGCUGCACGUGCUGGUCAAGGAGGCCAAGAACCUCACGCCCACCAAGCCCAGCGGGCUGGCCGAUGUCUUCUGCAAGAGCUACCUGCUGCCGGAGCGCGGGCGCCUGGCCAAGCAGAAGACGGCGGUGUGCCGGCGCUCGCUGGCGCCGCGCUGGGAGCACACGUUCACGUACCGCGGCCUCACGCUGCACGAGCUGGCAACGCGCGCGCUCGAGCUCAGCCUGUGGGACCGCGACCGCCUCGCCUCCAACGACUUCAUGGGCGCCGUCAGGCUGUCGCUCGGCACCGGAACGUAUAUGGGAGCGAAUGUGAACUGGAUGGACAGCGUGGGCAAGGAGGUGACUCUCUGGCAGACCAUGAUGCAGCGGCCGAACUUCUGGGUGGAGGGGUCCCUGCCUCUACGGCCACAACUCAACAAUUGAACAUUACACUAAAAAUAGUAUAUUUUUGUACUCUGGCAACACCGAGGCCAAUGAAACACGACUCAUUCAGGAGACUGUAGGAUUUUGUUUUAAGCUCUGGUAACACAGAAAACUUUUCUUGAUACACCGUAAUGAUCAGAAUAACAACAGGACGGAAAUUGCACCGUAAGCGCGCGAUUCUUACUCGCCCGACAUACGUCACCCGUCACCCUCUCACAGUACUGCACAGAAAGAGACAGACCAUCUGUGUCGCGGCGAGAAAUAGUCGCGUGCUUACGAUGCUAGGUCCGCAGGAAAGUAUUCAUGUGUGACAGCUGUUUUGUUUAACGGGGUAUAAAUCCUCCUCCGACACAUAUUGUUCGUCUUUAAAAACUAUAUAGAGAAAAAGCGUUCUAAAUCAAUGUGAUUGAUUCGAUGUAAUCAGUAUUGUUAUUUAGACAAACAGCGUGGUUUGGGGUUUCAAUAUGUGCACUAUAAUUCAAGAAAUAAGAUGUCGCGUCGGUGAGAACAGUCGUUACGUCCUUUUGAGUCUAAAAUGGAAUCCUGUCUAUACAUUAAGGUAUCCAUACUUAAAGUAAGGAUCAGAAUGAGUCUCGUAGAGGUCUGAAUUCUGAAUCGAAUUUUAAAAUUCGAAGUCAAAUUGAAAGUAACUCGUCUACAUAAAAUCGUAACUUACUGAAAUUAUGUUGGAGUACCUACCAAAUUACAAUGGAAGUAGGUUAGUUUUUUCUUGAAAACAUCACAUCGAAUUUGAUCAACGUAAAAAGGACGCUGUAUUUUGGAAAAGACAAUGAUUACUACAAAAUACUCUAAGAUAAGUUUGUUUGGUAUGAUCAAGUGCCAAUCUAGAAUACUUUAAAAUGUAUCUACUUAUUUCUUUUUAGUUUCUUUCUUCGUAUUUUAGAUAUUAUAUACUUUUAGAAAUAUCUACUCUAUAAUCUUUAUAACUUUUACUACAUUCCAACUUGUGAUACGAUUCUAUAAUAUUUCUAAGACUUAUUUCGAAGAUGACAAUAAUAUUAAAUUACUUCUAUGAGUAACUGCCUGUAACUUAAGGUUUUAGGAAAUAAAUGUGUAAGUUAAUGCAUUUAAAUUAGGAUUAAAAUGUACAAAUUAACAUGAGUCCGUAAGUCUAUGCUCAUGCGCAAUGUGAUCUAAAUUUACUAUUUUAGUAAAGAGACGAUAAAUGUAUGAAUGUAUUAUGUAAAAUGUUUAAAAUAAUGAAUAGGUUUGUGAGAAUUAUUACAUUUAGAUGUAUCGAAACGUCCAUAGUUUGUAAUAUACUUUAAAAUACUACUUAACAAUUCAAUAUA